Mycosarcoma maydis (corn smut) is the source of this 654-nucleotide messenger RNA. RefSeq lists its product as uncharacterized. The record is from RefSeq and is a predicted model, not a curated record. Lineage: Eukaryota; Fungi; Basidiomycota; Ustilaginomycetes; Ustilaginales. The transcript has a single exon. Bases 1 to 654 code for a protein of 217 amino acids.
AUGUCGUACUAUCCAGGUGGUCCCGCUCCAAACCAGUCCUCGUAUCCCGGCGGACCUCAAUCGUCAUAUCCCGGCGGCCAACAGUCGUCGUAUCCCGGUGAUCCCCUCUCAUCGUCUUCGUCCGGUGGCUAUGGUAGCCAAUCCUCGUACCCUGGUGGCCCUCAUUCGUCUUCGACGUAUCCGGGUGGACCUCCGUCGUCGUACAACAGCGCGCCUGGCUACGACUCGCCUCAGCAGGGCUACAACUCGAACUACGGUCCACCUCAGAACGCCAACUACAACUCGUCCUAUGGCAACUCGCCAUCCGCCUCUCCUUACCCAAAUCAGCCAUCGCAGCAACACCAGCAGCAGCAGGGACCACAGCAGUACGAUGAGCAUGGCAACCCCGUGGAUGGCGAGCGUGGACUCGGUACCAUGGCCGCCGGAGCCGCCGCUGGCUGGGGCGCGAACAAGAUGACCGGUUCGCAUAUGGGUACCUUCGGCUCAAUGGCGAGCGGUGCGAUCCUCGCACAAGCUGGAAAAAUGAUCUAUGAGAAGAUGGAGAAGAACAAGCAUCCGAACGCCAGCGGCGGAUACGGUGGCAACCCUUACGGCCCUCCUCCCGGUGGUCACAACGGUGGCAAGCCGGGUGGAUUCGGCGGCUUCUUCAAGUGA